Messenger RNA from Capronia epimyces CBS 606.96, 1608 nucleotides. RefSeq lists its product as uncharacterized. The coding region runs from base 1 to 1608 and encodes 535 amino acids. The transcript has a single exon. Gene Ontology annotation, cellular component: membrane. The record is from RefSeq and is a predicted model, not a curated record. Lineage: Eukaryota; Fungi; Ascomycota; Eurotiomycetes; Chaetothyriales; Herpotrichiellaceae.
AUGUUACCAACCCGCCCUGAGGACUGCGACGAGUGUGUUCCUGCGUCUUUGAGGCACUCUGCUCACUUCGGAACCAAAGCUGCUCUCUCGACUACCCCGUUCAUCGCGACAUUUGCCUGUCUGACUUUCCUCGCUUACAGAAAGGUCUACCCUCUGUUAUCACCCAGUUCUCCAAGGCCGCAAGAUGGCGAGAAAGGCCUGCCCCGACCGGCGACAUCCCCUUCCGAACCCGCAACGCAGCAACUCGCCCGCCGCAUCGCCGCAACCACUUUCUCGUUCACGAUAGCGCUUUCCGCUGUGUUGACCGAACUGCUGCUGUGCGAAAUAUCGAAUUCAUUCAACCCCAUGGCCAGGAAUAUCGCGUUACAAAUCACAGUCGUGAGUCUGCUAGGCCUGCUUGUUGUGGCCAUUCCGCUGCUGGGAAUAUCAUCUGCCGUUUCAAAAUCUGGGUACGGGUUCCGAGGUCAAAGAAAGACUCGUGUCCGCCUGGCAUGGCUUCUCGAGUUGGUCGGCUACGGGGUAUUUUUGUGUGGCUUUUGGGCGAUUGGGACACUACUCCCUACUUCCCAGAAUGUUAAUGAGGGUAUCAGCCGCCAGGACAGUCUUUUCCAGGCCUGCUUGGACAGACUAGGUAUCACCGGCGUUUCCUUGAUGGCUCUGCUGUCUGGGUUUGCCUCUGUUAGUGCGAUUUGGCAGACCUUUGGACCCAAGGUACGGUUGGUUGCCGAGACAGAUAUCACCCGAAAACAAGCUGGACUGGAAGCGACAAUGGAUAUGAUAGCGGAGAAGAAAGGAAGGCUGAGAAUGCUGCAACGGAAGGGCACGGACACCCCCAGUGAAGGGUUUUGGGCUCGGACGCUGGGCUCGAUACGUGGGAACGCAGAAACCCAGGAGAAACAGACGCUCGAGAUGGAAAUGUCGGGCCUCGAGACUAUGGGAUCCUCUCUUGAAAGCUCGCUGACAAUAUUGCGGGCGCGGCGGGCCGAUCAACUACGGGCAUCGACAUCGUUGGGACGGAUAUCUUUAGCCUUCUCCUAUGUGUUUUCCUGCUACUGUGUCUAUCGCAUCUGCACCACCACGAUCAACAUUGGGCGUCGCAUACUAUCCACAAGGCCUGCAACAUCUUCUGACACGGAUCCUGUCACUACGACCAUCGCGCUCUUUGCACGGCAUGUCUAUCCUUCUUUGGAUCAGGCCUCGUGGGCGCACCAAAUCUCGUUCUUGCUUUCGGGAGCAAUGCUUCUUGCAUCAUUUUCGGCUGUCACGCAGACCUUUCACCUCUUUGCUCGAUUCAUGCCUACUGUGCUCCACGCAACGAAGACCAAUUUUGCCCUUCUGAUCAGUCAAAUAAGUGGAAUGUACGUCAUCAGUUCCGCGUUGAUGCUUAGGGGCAUGAUGCCCAAAGAGGUGGGCAGUGUGAUCAACAGCGCACUGGGAGCUGGACUGCUGGAGCCUGCUUGGGUGCAAAGGUGGUUCGACGGGUUCUUCAUGUUAGCCGUGGUGGUCACUGGGCUGGGUAUAUUUCUGGGAAGGCAAAUUUCUGGCGCUGGGGUUUGGGAGGAGGAUAUCAAUUAUGAUCCAGCCAUGGAAAUGUGCAAAGAGUCGUGA